CGAUUCAUCAUCUACUCCGGCCCUUUCCUUAGCCCUCCCGCCGCCACCUCCAACUUAUCGCAACCACUCCACGCGCGAUAGAUACUCUAUCGCCGUCGUGUCCAGUCGCCUCCUGAUCCGUUUCACCUCUAGCAGGGCUCUCCGCAUCCGGCCUCACUCGCGCAUCGCUGACUCGGUGUCCUCCACGACAGCGCGAGCUUAUACCGACGUAUGGAAUAGUAGAGUCGUCGCAGCCCACCAUGUCCAACGUUGUGCUCUAUCCGCGGCAGCAGGCCACCCCAACAGACGGCGCCAACAACAACAACAGCAGCAGCAAUAACAGCAACGGGCCCACCAGUUCGCCGCUGCUUUUUUUCGUUGCCCUGGGUUUCGGUGUCGUCUUUACAAACUUAUGGAUUAUCGUUGGCGUUAAGUACUGCUUCCGAUAUAACCGCCGUCGCGCGGCCCAGGCUGCUGCAGAUGGCGAGCCAAUCGACAUGACCAACAUGCCUCGCCCGCACCGGAGGAGGAGGGAGAAGAAGCUGAUGACCAUGGAUGAGGUCAACGAGCGGUUCCCACUGACCAAAUAUAAGCAAUGGAAGUCAAGUCGCGAGACCGAGGGCUUGCCAGCUAACGGCGGCAUUGCCACGGCACCCCAGAGCAGAGCAGCAAGCUUGAAAGACGUCGAAGGUGUUAUCGGUGCGCAGGAUGAAGGCCCAGGACCGCGAACCGACACUGCCCUCUCCAUGGCCCGCAACGACCUCAACGCCCCGGCCUCCUCCACCGACCCGGUCGCUCCUCCGAGAACAAGUGUCGAAAGCAAGAAGAGCCAGCACGUGCAAGACGUUGAGAAGCAGGUUGACGACAAGUUGAACUCGGAGAAGACGGACAAUCUUCAAGGGCAAAGUGCUACACCCCAGGCUAACGUGCGCGAGCGCGAGGACGACUCAGACGACGAAGAGGAUCCCAUAAGCACUGCCGCUGCACCGGAGAUGUUGGCCGAGCCAGGAGACACGUGCGCCAUCUGUCUGGAUACCCUGGAAGAUGACGACGAUGUACGUGGACUGUCUUGUGGCCACGCCUUCCACGCCAGCUGUGUCGACCCAUGGCUUACGAGUCGCCGCGCCUGCUGCCCUCUCUGCAAAGCCGACUACUACGUGCCAAAGCCCCGCCCUGAAGGAGAAGUCGAUCCUCUUACUGGUCGCCGCUCAGUUGCUGGUCUUAGGUCACCACCACAGGCAGUCUGGACAUCCACCAACCCAUUCUCUCGGUCUCGCGUCAUGGUCAUCAACUCAGACUUCCAGCAGCGACAAGGCGGUGAUCGGUUCGGACGACUGAAUCGGCCUACUCGCCGCGAGCGGGUGGCCGGGAAUGCACCCCAAGCGACAGGGCAGACUGGCGAGAACCAAGGAUGGCGAUCGAGGAUGGCGCUCAACCGAACUCAAGGCCCUGGUUUCUCAAGCUGGUUCGGCCGCAAUCGUGGCGCCGGUGCCACUGGAGAAGCCCCUGUCUCGCAGCAGCCAACCCCAGGACAACUUGAAGCAGGUAGCCGAUAGAUGCUGUCCUGUUGUCACCCAGAUUUCUCGAUCGUUCUCACGCCCAAUAACGACUACCAUACCCACCUUUUGUGUACCCGAUCCUCAAGG
Alternaria rosae is the source of this 1625-nucleotide messenger RNA. RefSeq lists its product as uncharacterized. Gene Ontology annotation, biological process: ubiquitin-dependent protein catabolic process. The record is from RefSeq and is a predicted model, not a curated record. Gene Ontology annotation, molecular function: ubiquitin protein ligase activity. The transcript has 2 exons. Gene Ontology annotation, cellular component: cytoplasm. The coding region runs from base 240 to 1535 and encodes 431 amino acids. Lineage: Eukaryota; Fungi; Ascomycota; Dothideomycetes; Pleosporales; Pleosporaceae.